AAAUUUCCGAACUUGACAUCUGUAUCCAAUUAUCCACUCCAUAAAAUAUCAAAGAAACAAAAUUCCAUAAACAAACAUACUAUACCCCAACCGAGAGAGACCAACCAACCAUACCCGCAUAACCCGUUCCUUGCUUCCGCCAUCACAACGCAACGCAACCACCAACCAACAAUGCCCCACCGUGGCUCAUCGCCACCGUUAAUCAGCCUCCCACUCCUCAUCAUUCUACUUCCCAUCCUCACCUUAACCCUCCUCUUCCUCGCCGUACCUCCGCUUCUCUCCGCUGCCACCAACGUCCUCCAACACUCCCCUGUUAAAACCACCUGGAACUGGAACUGGAACUCCUUCAACAUUAUCCUCGUCUUUGUCGCCAUCCUCUUCGGUGUUUUCGCUAGACGAAACGACGACGAAUCGUCACCACAGCCAAGCCCCACCGUUCCCGAUCAUAGCCAUGCCUUCCGCAGAGUUUCGGUAUCUUCUGAAAGAGCUGAAACUAGUGGUGGUUACGAAUCGCAACAAUGGUUUGGAUUCUCUAAUGAUGAAACUCCAAACCGGUUGCCGUCACCGGUUACCGGUGUUAACCGGUUGAGAAGAAGUAGUAGUUCUUACCCAGAUCUACGUCAGAUGGAAACCGAUGAUUCACGUUACAAGUUUCGUUUCUUUGAUGAUUUCGAAAUCGAGAAACAGUUCCGUUCACCGUCUACAGCAACAUUUUCCACACCAAAUCACCGUAAACAGUUGCCGGAAUAUGGAAUUCAAUCAGAAGAGCAACUUGAAGAGCAAGUUCACGUUAAGGAAAUUCCUGUAGAUACCUUUCAAAUUCGUCCUUCUCCGGUGAAGUCAUCCUCACCUCCUCCGCCACCGCCUCCUCCACCGGCUUCGACUAGGAGACAUUCACAACGUAUCCACCAGACAGUAGAGAGUAGGAGCGAGAUAACGGAGGUUGAAGAUCCUGAGUUCACGAGGAUUGAUUCUCCGCCACCGACAACCACGCCUCCGCGCCCGUCGGUGAAGACUCGAUCGGAGCAGAAACACGGAAAGAAUGAGAGAAGGAAAAGUAACGUGAAGAGAGAGAUAGCAAUGGUUUGGGCUUCGGUACUUUCUAAUCAAAGAAAGCGAAAGAAGAAAGAGAGACCAAGAAACCAUCAUAAUCACCAUUAUGAUAAUGUUGAGGAUUUAACAAACAACACAACGGCGCCGCCGGUGACUCCGCCGCCACCUCCUCCACUGCCUCCACCUUCGGUUUUUCAAAGUAUAUUUAGAAAGGGGAUGGGCAAGAGUAAGAAAAUCCAUUCAGUACAUUCAGUCCCAGCGCCACCUCCUCCUCCGCCGUCAAGGAGAUCGUCUAAGCCGAAGAAUCAAAUCCCCCAGCCUCCACUGACUCCUCCACCGUCAAGGAGAUCUUCUCAACCUCAGAAUCAAAUCCCCCAGCCUCCACCAACACCACCUCGCCAGGGAAGCCGCACCAAACCGCCAUUGCCAAACAAAUCGACCAGCUUCAUCAAUGACACCUUAAACAGCGGCAACCAGUCGCCUCUGAUCCCCAUUCCACCGCCUUUACCACCGUUUAAGAUUCCUGCAAUGAAAUUCGAACUUCGCGGGGAUUUUGUUAAGAUACUUAGUAACCAGAGCUCGAGGUGUACUUCGCCCGAGCGAGAGCACAUUGAUGGAGAAGUUUCAGAAACCACCACCGUUACAAACUCCGGUAUGAUUCAUAACAGCAACGCGAGUGUGCAUGUUUUCUGUCCGAGCCCUGACGUGAAUGCGAAGGCUGCAACAUUCAUUGCUCGUCUCAGGGGAGAAUGGAGGCUACAAAAGCUCAACUCCAUCAAGGAGAAAGGCAAUGGCUCAUUGCCUUUUGCAAGGGAUUCCACACACUAAACUAUAGUUACAUAAUUCACUCGUCUCCAUAGAAAACUUAGAAUUCGUUCGCGAGUUGAGGCCAAGUCGGCCACAUUUGAUCACAAUUUAUGGUCUGUGAUCACAAUCUCGACAGCAACAUAAUACUUUUCAAUGUUUUCGCGACUGCAGUUGAGGCCAACUCGGCCACAUUUGAUCGCAAGUCUUCGCUAUACUAAGAACUGCGACGAGACUGCAACAGCAAUGUAAAAAUGCAUAUUAAGAAACUGGGCUCUAGUUAUGGCUUUUUUUGUUCAACUAUUAGAGUCUAGUGAACAAUUUUUUUGAGAUUUUGAGUUUUGGUUUGCUUGGUUUUGUGGAUUGAUAAUGAUCCAAGGUUUUUAGUUACUAUGGUCUUAUAAAGAUCAUACAUUAGAAAUGAAGUAAAACUGAUUUGUAUAGGAAGAUAGCUGAGGUGAAGCUCUAAUUCUGUUUUUGAUGUGUUAUUAGAGCUUCUACCAGAUUUAUUGAGAGUGCGAACAUAUGUUUUGUUACAGCUUGUAUGUUUCUAAAAUAUGCAGCAAUGAGUAUGUGAUUGUAUUAGACUAUUUGUUGAAUAAAUGUGUGAUUUACUAGUUGAUAUA
This is a messenger RNA of Vicia villosa (hairy vetch), 2483 nucleotides long. RefSeq lists its product as uncharacterized. NCBI's taxonomy places the organism in Eukaryota, Viridiplantae, Streptophyta, Magnoliopsida, Fabales, Fabaceae. The record is from RefSeq and is a predicted model, not a curated record. The transcript has 2 exons. The coding region runs from base 172 to 1881 and encodes 569 amino acids.